Molecule: messenger RNA, 7053 nt
Organism: Paramecium sonneborni
Lineage: Eukaryota; Ciliophora; Oligohymenophorea; Peniculida; Parameciidae
Source: the annotation of a GenBank genome assembly
AUGGAAGAAUAUAUUAAUACUCUCAAAAAAAAUAUUAAUUAGGAAAGAUCUUCCAAAAGACAUAUCCAAUAGAUUACUUAAUUAGAAAUUAAAAGAAUGUUUAAAUUUGAUCCAGAUACUUAACUUUAAAAGUAAAUGAAAUAGUUUGAUGUAUAUUACAUUUAUUUUUUAGACUUUAUUAGAAAAUAAUUAGUGGAAUGGAAAUUUACGAUUUUGUAAUUUUUAGGGCAUUUUUAAAAUUGAAUAUUGGAUUUAUAUUGAAAAAUAAUUAAGAUUUUGUAACUAAUUGAAAAAAAUGAAAUUUACCAAAUCAAAAUUAGGUUUAGAACAUCUUCAACUUCUAUUAAAAUUGCUUAUUUGGUUACAACCUCAAGGAAUAGAAAUUGAAUUUAAUCAUAAUGAACUUGAUGAUUAUAGCUUAAAUGAUUUCACCAUUUAGUUAAUUAAAAGCAAACUUAAUCUAAAAUAUGUAAUAUUUAAUUAUAAAGUUAGUUACUAAUCUCUAAUAAUCCUGGUAUUUUUAGAGGAAAAUAUUUGUAAAAUUUAUCAGCUUUUUUAGAAAAAUAAUUUACUUUGAAUUUAAGCAUCAAUCAAUAAUAUAAAUCAAUUAUUUUAUAUAACAAAAGAUUGUUCGAUGAUAAAAGUUAUUCAUACAUCUAAAAAAAGUUGAAAAGAAUGAAAUAUCACUCUUUUAAUUUAAGUAACUGCUUCACUGAAUCAAAUUAUCAAGGAUUUGAAUACUUAAUCUAAACUUGUUAUAGUGAUUCAGCAUUAGAAACUAUUUAAGAACUGAAUAUAUCAAAUAAUUAUCUUGGUCCUAACACUCUUAUUGAAUCUUUAUUUGCUAGUUUAGCAAAAGCUAAGGGACUUUUAAAGUUAGGUUUAAAUAAUUUAAAUUAAUUAACUCAAUCUACUUGUAAAGCAUUAAUUGGUAAUCGUUAUUCUUAUCUAAGACUAUUGGAACUGGAUUUAUCUAACAAUUCAUCUAUGGAUGAAUCUGCUUUAUAAAUACUCUUAGAUGAAAUUAUUUCAAAAUCUUGCAAGUAUUUUGCCUUUGAAAAUACAUUUUAAAAUAGUGAAUCAUUAUUGGCUAAAAUGUACCAUUUUGCUUAAGCAUUUAGAAAUAGAAUAAAAUAAGGAGAAAGGUUAAAUUUAGAAUCAAUUGAUUUAAGUACAAUUGAAAAUAUUUAAUAAUAUGAUUUACUAGAGGAUUUAUUAAAAUUCGUUAUCUUUAAUCCCUUUAGUAAUCUAAAAAGUUUAACUAUUAAUCCUUUAACUGAUGGAAUUUGUUAAAGUUAUAUUAAUGCAAUAUUAAAUUUUAAAAAGUAAAACAGAACAAAAAAUUUAAAUUUACAAUCAAUUACUAUAAAAAAAUAGAAUCAACAAUUGGGAGAAGAAAUCCUAAAAUAAUUAAUGAAUGAAUUGUUUUUUACUUAAUAAGAUGAUUCUAUAUCUAUUUAAACUUUAUGUUUUAGCUCUCGUAGUUUUGAAUUAGACUCAAAUUGCUUUAUUUUUUAAUAAUAUUUAAACACUAUAGAUGUUUAUAGAACUUUUAGUUUAAAAAAUCUUAUUAUUAAAAAUUCUUUUGUAACUGAUAAAUUAACAGAGAAAAUUAUUUAAGUGUUUUUAGCAUAAAAAACAUUUGAUUUAGAAACAUUUCUAUUUAAAGAAGAUAACUUCAAUGAUACAAUUUAUAUUGAUUAAGUUUUGUUGUAAAGUAAAUUUUUUGAAAAAUAAAAUGAUAUAAAGUUAUUUGCUUUAAAAAAGUUGAAUCUUGAAAUUGUAGGACUACAAAUGAAUAUAUCUUUAUUUCUCAAAUGCUUUAUUACUAAUAGUUAAGUGAAAUUAAAUCAUAUAAGCUUAGCUAAUUUGAAUUUGACUUUUGAUUAAUUAUCACAUGAAAAUUAUGUAUCACAAGUAAAAGAUGAUAACUUAGAUUUAUAAACAGUAAAAUUUAGAGAUAAUACAGAUGUAAAUAACAAAGCAAUUAAAAUUUUUUCUGAGUAUUGUAUUUUUAAUUAAUUUUUGGAUUUGCAAUAUCUGUAAAUUAGUUAUUUUGAAUACAAUUUAGAUUAAAUUUUUUAAUUUGAUUCACUUAGAAAACUAUGUCUUUAUCAUAAAUUUAAGAAAUUUGAUUUGGCUCUAAAAGUAAUACUAGCUUCACCAAAACUUGAAGAAAUAAUUUUUAAGAAAGUAGAUAUAAAUGAAGAUUUAGCAUAGUCAAUAAAUAAAUAUUUUUUAGAACGUUAAUAAUUAAAGGUAAAAGGUACCUAAAUAUUUUAUUAUAUAAAAAAAUUAUCCUUUGAAGAGUGUAUUUUUUCUAGUGAAAUAUUAUCAUUCUUUUUUCUUGAUCCACAUUGUGAUUUAGAAAACUUAUCAGUCAUAUCAUGUAAAGGUUUUGAGAAAACUUUAGAUAAAUUAGUUAAUGAGCUAAAAGAUUCUCAAUAGUUAAUUAAAUCAUAGUUAUCAAUUUUAAUAAUGAAAAAUUUAAAGUUAUCAUAAAAUUUUAAAGUAUUUCUCAAAUUUUUAGAAUAUAUUUGCUUUAAUGCUGAAUUAAUAGAGGAGAAAGAUUUAAAGUGUUAAUUAGAAUAAUUAGUGUUAUCGAAUUGUUCUUUAAAUGAUGAAUUUUUUUAAGGUUUUAUAGAUUUAAUUUAAAAUUGUGUUGAAUAAGAUUAAUUAUCAAAAAAGUUUUUUUAAAUUAUUGACUUUUCUGAUAAUAAUUAAAUCAAAAGUUCGUUAUGGAAAAAGGUAUCAUUUUUAUAUGAAUUUAGUUUUAUCAACUUGUGAUGUCAAAAGAGAAGAAAAAAUAAAAGAAAACAAAAAUAUUGGUUUAACAAAUAGAUUUUUAAUAAUAGGAAUAAUAAUUAAAUAAUUUAAUAGAACAAAAUCAUCUAAAUUUAUAUGAUAAGAUUUUAAUGGCUCCUGAGAGAUUUACUUAAUAACCUCCAUAAAGGAUUUAAGAUAUUUCAUUAAAAUUUUUAACUGAUUUUUCAAAUGAUAGAGAAAAGACUUAUUAUUACUAUAGAAUGUUAGCUGGUUUAAUUUUUUAUCCAAAAAGUAAAAUCUCUAAUUUAAAAAUAAGUGAUGUUGAUCUAGAUUUGUUUGUAAAUACAAUUGAAAAAAUUCUUAUAUAAUCUGAUCUUUAAAAAAAUAAUAAACAAAAAAAUUCAACUGUUACAAAUAUUAAAAAAAUUACACUUACUUCAAUUAAAUUUAAUGAUUCUUUAAAUACAUAAUCCUUUUAUUCUUUAUUUAUAAAUAAUUUAAUAUCUUUGAAAAUUUCAGAUACAUAAAGUGGAUUCAUAGAAGGAUUACUUAACUUUUUAGAUAAAUUUUAAGGUAAAUUAAAAAUUACUAAAUUGCAUCUAAUAAGAGUAAAUGAAUAUUUAAAUUAAGCUUAAUCUAAUCAAUUUAUAAAAGAUAUAAUUUUUGGAUAAAAAGUUCCAAUAAAAUAAUUAAAAAUUUCAGAAUCUAUACAAUUUAAAGAUGAUGAUAAAUUUGUAAAACAAUAUAUAAGUAGUUUGACACCUUAAAUUUAAAAAUUAAUAUUUAAGAUUGAGAAUAAAGAUUCAUUUUAGUUUCUUCAAUCUUUUUCCAAAUAUCUUUUAGAGAGUUAAAAUUUAUAGUUUUUUGAAGUUUAAUGUCCUUAGAGUGGAAAUUUAUUAUUUGAAAAUAUUGAUUUAAUGAAUAGUAUACCAAAGCUGAACAUUUUAAAAUUAAAAACUGUUGUAGAUUUAACUCCAAAAUUAUUAGAAUUUAUAUCUUAAACUUAAACAACUUUAUAAGAAGUAAAGUUUUAAAGUGUAAGAAUAUUAAACAAACAAGAAACAAUAGCCUGGUUUAAUAAUGCAGAAAAUAUUUAUUUGAAUUGUAAGUUAAUAACAAAAAUAGAUGAAAUAGCUGAAGAUGAAUAAGAUUUAAUUAUUAAAUAUUUUCUAGGAAAUAAAAUAUUUUAAUGGCAAUAACUUAAAUAUAAAUCAUUUAAAGGAUUAUAAAAAUUUAAUAAUACAUUAGUUAGUGAUAGCUUUAAGAAUUUGACAAGACUUGAAAUUAAUGCAUAAUUUGAAUAGAAUUCUAAAAAGAAAAUAUCGAAUGACUUUCUUUUGUAUAUUUCAAAAAAAUUAAUAUAUAAUGAAGAGUCUAAAUUAAAGGAAUUAAUAUUAGUACAAUGUAAUAUUACAGUAACUUAGAUUUUUAAAUUAAUAAGAUAUGCAGAAGAAUAUACUGAUAAUGUUAAGAAACCUUUAAGUUUAAAACGUUUUACUUUGAGUAAAUCUUAAAACAUUGAUGAAGAAGCUUUUGAAGAAUUAUGUCAUUAUUUGAUAUUCUUUUAGUAUAUUAAAUUAGAGAGACUUGAAUUAGUCUAACUUAAUUUAUCAAAUAAAAUGGUAUAAACUUUUAUUGAAUUUGGAAAAUAAUGGUUGCAGUAUCAAGAUGAGAAAAUAUUUAAUUUUAAAUGUUUAAAUUUUUCUUAUAAUGAUACCUUUGGAUCAGUUGAAACUUGGGAAUUUUUAUGUAAGAUAUUUUUGUUUAGUGAAAAAACACCAAUGUUAACUCAUCUUUUUUUGAAUGGAAUGGAUAUAAAAAAUCAUAUUGCAAAAUUGAUAGCUAAUUGUGCAUUUUAAUUUUUUAAGAGAUAAAGUCCAAAUUAUCAAUAUCCUUUAAAGGAGAUAAAUUUUUCAUAAAAUAGAUCUUUAAAUUAAAUGGGAUGGUAUUUUUUAAGCAAAUACUUUUUUUUUCAUAAUUAUGUAGAUUUAAAAGAUAUUGAUGUUACAGAUUGUGAAUUGAAUGAAGAAGAUAAAAUAAAAUAAUUUAUGGCUCCAAUUUAUGAAAGGAUUAAAUAAUAUGGAAAUUUAGGAAUAAUAAAAUUUCGAAGUGAUAAUAUUAAUUUGAAAAAUUAAUUAUAUAAGGUGAAUACAAUACCAAGAAAGGAUAAGUUUAAAGUAAUAAAUGAUUUACCAUUUAAAAGAAAUAAAUAUACAGGUUGGGGGAAAGUAGAAGGUAAAAUAUAAUCAUUUGGAAUAUUAUAAAAAAAUAUAGUAAAAACAUUGAAAUUAUAAAGGAGAGUAAAUUUAAGUGAUUGUUGGAAAAGUCUUAAUGAAGUAAAAUUUGGUGCUUAUCAUUUGAAUUUUAUAGAUCACUUUUUAUAGAUUUUGCCAUAAUUAAGUGAAGAUAAGGAAUACUCAUUUUCUUAUUAUUGUUUAGAUUAAUUAUUUAAUUUGUUCUAAUAUCCAGAUAAUGGAAAUGGUAAUCCUUAUCCAAUAGCUGGAUUAUUUAAUUAAAAAUGUUUAGAAUUUUUUAGUAAUUCAUAGAUAUCAAAAAUAACUUUGGUAGAAACAUUUUUUCCAACAUUAGAGAAACCUAAAUAAUAAGAUAUAUGGAGAUUCUAUGUAGAUGUAAUUGCUAAGAAGAAUAAUAUAGAUUUAGUUGAGAUUGAAUAUACAUUAGAUGAUGAUUUAAUAGAAUAUUUAUUAGAUAAUAAUUAUACAGAAAGAGAUAUUGUAAAAUUAAUAAGAGUAAUACCACCAUCUCAUAUAAUAAUAUAGAAUAGUUUAACUUUAUAAGCAAUUAAAGGAAUAUACUCAGUGUUAUAUGAGAGUAAUUACUUUUAAUAUUCGCAUAUAUCAUAUGAUCAUCGAAGAGUGUUAAAUAAUGGAAUUGGUUAUUCAAUAAGAGCAUUAGUAUAUGGAAUCAAUUUUUAAUCUAAAAUACUUAUUUUCUUUAAGAAAAUCUUAUAUUUCUUAGUAUCAAUAUUUGUUUCAGAUGCAAAUAAAUAUUCAUAUUCUUUAGAAAUUAAAUAAUUAAAUUAGAAACUCUAAAGUUCACUUUUAUAUUUUGAUUUUUUAAUUGUUUUAACAUUGAUUUAUUUAUUCAUGUGUAUUGGAUGCCCUAUUUUAUUAACUAUCAAAGAUUUAGACAGUUAAGAAGACUUAUGUAAAAAAGGAGUAAAUUAAAUAGCAACAUAUUCGUAUUAUGGAUUUGCAAUAAUAACUUUGAUUUUUGAAUCAUUUCUGUACAAAUAAAUAGUGUCUUUAAUUCCAUCUCAUGUUUCUAAAUUAAUAGAUAUUGAUAAUUACACUGAAGAAAAUUAAGAGGCAAAUAGACCAUCUAUUUUAGGAUUCAUAUAAUAAAAUAAAGUUGCUCCAUUAGAUGAGUUACAUUAAUUAAAAGAUAAUGAAGAAAACAAUAAAAAUUAUUUAACAAGGUUUGGUAGUAAUUUUAAAGAAUUUGUUAAUUCUAGUUAUGCCUAGAAUAUUCAAUUUUUAAUCACUCUUACUUUAUCUCAAUUAUCAAAAUAUGAUCUAUAUAAUGAUGUUGUAUUCAUCAUAAAUUGUUUUAAUUGUAAAUAAGAUAACUUAUAUUAUGCUGCAUUAAUUAUUACAAUUAUUAAUUUAGCAAUAUAUUUGAUAUAUUUUAUUGAAGUUCUUAUUAGAAGAAUCUAAAGAAUUAAACUAUAAACAAAAUAUUUAUCUACUUAAACUAUUAAUGAUUUUUUUGAUCUUUGUACUGUAGGAAGAAAUGCUGCUUUAGCAUAAAUUUUAGAUAAUGUGGCACCAUAUAAUGUUAGUGUAUUUCCUAAUAGAUGGAUAAUUAGGAAAUUGAUACCAAAUGCUGCUGGUAAAAGUUUAAAUAAAUCAAUAAAGGUAAAUAUAUUAAUAAUUAAAUAGAAUUACCUUAUCAAAUUUAUAUUUGAAGAUGUCCCUUAAUUGACACUCUAAUUAACAUUCAUAUAUAGAAUGACAAUCUCAAAGUAAAUUACUUUAGGUUGGUCUAUAUAUAUAACUUUGGGAACCUCAAUAGUCACAAUAAUUAUUUCUUUUUUUAAGUAUUCAGAUAUUUAAUCUUAGAUUUAUGAAAAUUAGACCAUCAACCAUCUCUUAAACAGAUUUUGAUAAACUAGAAAGAACCAAUUUUUAGAUAUGUGAUUACAAAGUUACUCAUUUAUAAAAUGAAAUUAAAAUGCUAUAAAAAUAUGAGGCUUUUUAAGCUCAAGAAAGAAAUAUUGAACAAAGUUUACUUGUAAAGAAAAAUGAUUUUGAUAACAUGGUUUGA